Bipolaris maydis ATCC 48331 is the source of this 3819-nucleotide messenger RNA. The record is from RefSeq and is a predicted model, not a curated record. Lineage: Eukaryota; Fungi; Ascomycota; Dothideomycetes; Pleosporales; Pleosporaceae.
AUGUCGACUCCUUCGAGUAUUACGCCAGAGACGGGUGCCUCACAGCAUGCCUCGACUCCUGCUGGUGGUGCCGAGGAUGGCGUCAUGGACGAGAUUCCACGCCGACAAAUGCGAGCUCUUCAUCCAGUCAAGGUCUUGUAUACGUUUGAUGAUCAGAACAAAUCAAACUGUCUCGCUCGUCUGCCAAAUGUCCUCAAUAUUCCUGUCGUUUCGCUGGACGAGACCACCGAGGUGGGUGUCAUCGAACUCAAGACAUGCAUCCAUGCUAUUGUCACUGCAAGUCCUGAGCUUGUAGCCAAAUUAGGACAUGAUUACACCGUGUACGCUUAUGACUUUUCCGAGUACGAAACACCGCUUGUUGGACAGGCUUCUGCAUCAUCGACACCCAAUGCUCCUGCCAAGGACUCCCAAACUAUGGUCACAGGUCGCGUGUGUAAAAAUAUUCUCGGCAUUUUCUCGAAUGGUAUUAAAGAGACUCUAGAAGUCAAGUUGAAGCUGGUGCCUGUUCCGACGUGCAUGCAGAAAGAAUAUGUGGAGAAUAUGGAGCGCUAUCAUAGUCUCAGUCAGAUGAUGCCCGAAGGAUUUGACUACAACGCCUGGUCCGACUUCCUGAAAGAGAAUCCUAUGCUUGGUCACUUGGCCCAACCAACUACGACUCACUCUGCUCAGCCUUCGCCACGUCAUUCCGUUGGUGGUGUUGAGCCUUUCCACCAGAUGCUUACCCGCCAAAGCCCCUCGCAAGAGCCCGUCCGUAACGAAUCGUUCUACGACCAAUCGAACACGCCCUUCAUGUCCCAACCAACCAGACCUUCUAGCCCCGCCAUGAGCACCAUUUCCUUCCAUCACUAUCAAUACAAUCCACCUUCACGUCCAACGUCACGGGCUUCUGUGCGCAGCGAAGCCCCACCACCAACCCAACAAUACCAAUCUAGUGAUCCGUAUGUUGUGGAACCGCAAGACGACGGUCCCCCAAAGAAGAGGGCUCGAAUCACUCAGACCACGAGACCAAGGAAUACGCCCCUGACUGCUCAUAAUGACUCGCUCCGAGUGACCGCUAGUACAGCAGCAUCGGUACGCCUCCUCAAACCAACCUUCAACGCUGCUGGGGCUGCGGCAGACAUGGUCCCGCGCGCACCAACUCCUCGUCCAGGUGAAAAACUAGGACAGCGAGGUGCUCGUCGUCCCCCGGCGCCAAGCGCUCUGAGGCAUGCAUCGAUGGAUGGAGGACGGCCAUACAUGUCCCCGUACGAACCUAGUACAUUUUCAGACAAUGCUAUGGAAUCAGCAGACGAAAGAGAAGGAAGCCCAAGUGAGACACCGAAUGAGAUGCCCUCUUCACCACCAAUCGCACUUCGGCGGACCAUAUCGCCUGCUCCCUCAAGUCCGAACCUACCGACACUACCUCUCAACGAUUCAGGUUUUGUUAGUGACAUGCCUAUGGGACGGGACACUGAUGGCAUGAACUGUGGGGAUGGCUCGUGGGCACGCCGUGAAGCAGCACAAUAUCGCCGAGGAUCAGCCGCUCAACCAAUCACUGAAAGUAUCGAAAUGGAUAUGGGUAGUACUCAGCCGUUCGACUUUGACAACAUGGACCAGGAUCUUCUCAAUUGUGUAUAUUUUCAGGGACAAAAUCCGAAAAGUGAGAGUGAUCUACUAUCAAGGAUGGCAAUAAAUGAGCACGACAACAAUUCGGUCAGCGGACGACCACUUACCGGUGACGCAUUUCAAUCUGGAUCUGCAGAAAAGGCUCAGACUCAGGAAAAGUCGCAUGCUACAUUUUCUACUGCUGGGUCACCCGAUGGUAUUGCUUCACAAAUCUCACCCGCCACUGAAAGCGAAGCACAAGUAUACAGCCGUUCCGCCACGCCAAACUUACCCGCGAAACAACCUAAGCAACCCAAGGCACGAGGGCUUCCUAGAUCACAAACCUGGUCUGGAACAGGUGAACCCAUGUCGGAUGCGCCAACACCCUCAGAGUGUGGCUACACCCGAAGCGGCUCUGGUGCUAAAAGGAAGCGAUACAUCAAGGAUCGAUUAGACGCUGCUAUCAGGAAAGGUGAAAUGCCACCGCACUGUGUAAAUUGCGGCGAAAUUGACACUCCUACCUGGAGAAAAGCCUACACUCGAGUUGAAAGCGGUUCACCUAGUGGCAUUGAAUUGUCCACUGAUUCGGCUAGUACAGAUAUCAUUGCCUACGAGGUAAUCGAACCAAAUCCUGAGACAGAUGGUGAGCCAAAGUACCGUAUCUUCAAGAACAACUUGACACGUCAAGACAAGGACAUGAUGGCGGCAAAAGCUGGUGAUGCUUUCCAAGAGCUUAAUCUGUGUAACCCAUGCGGACUUUGGCUUAUCAAGAAGUUUUCGAUGCGGCCGCAAAAAGUAUGGGACAGAUCUGCGCGACUAGCAAAGCGCAAGCGAGAACAGAAGAUUGGAGCACGCUCCAAAUCGACUGUUGGUGACGAUCUCAUGUCAGACGCCGCUUUUCCAGAGACAGAAUCUACCAUGUCAGCUGAGCAGGAGCUAGGUGGGAAAGCAGUCGAUGGAACAUACGACAGAGAAAUGGCACCACCCAAGGCCCCAUUCGGCGCACGUGAAAUGGAUGCCAACAAUGCCCAAGCUGCUUUCAGACGAGCUAUGCAAUCAAGUCCUGCGGGUGUCAGAGGAAGCAAGGCUUUGCCUAUCAAUCACGAACAAGAUCUUACACCGAAGCCUACACGGCGAUUACUUUUCCCCUCGCCUCGGAAGCAAAGUCAGCGCAAGAGUCUGACUCAACAGGCAACUGGUCCUGUCGCUUCUCAUAUGCAUACACAUGACGAUGAUGCGCCUAAAAAGCCUCGUUGCCAACGGUGUAAAGAACUCAAGAGAGCGUGCGAUCGAGAACGGCCAUGUGGUCGAUGCGAGAACGCUGGAAUAGGCCACGAUGGAUGUAUUCCUUGCGAGACCAAAAAGACAAACUGGUUCGAGCGGACUGUAGUACAGCCAGUUGUCGUUGAGCAGGAUAACCCCGAUAAGGAGAACUGUCCACCUCCACCUACAUUGGAGGUUGAUGAGCUUGACCACCUUUUCGAAGACUCCCACUCGCCCAAGACAACGCCGAAGCAAGAUCGGAUAGCUGAAGAUCUUUUGAAAACGCCCACUCCUGGUACUCGACAGCGCGCCGCCCUGACACCGAGACGAGGUACCGAAAAUGGCGAGGUUCCUACUACACCCUCGCGGAGCACGUUUACUCCUCGAGGCAACCGUACGGCGACUGCUGCUCCAGACACCCCAUUCACACGCCAGCUCAAUGCUCUUCUAUCAGACCAUCCCAUCUCAUCGCCUUCUCAAAAUUUUGACUUUUCCUCAUUUCCUAUCUUCACUCCUCCUGGUCAUACUGGUGCACAGUUCAGCGAGCUCUUGGCUGACGACUUCUUGUCGAGCGACAUGCCUAUGAGUAGCUCACCCUCAAAAACUGGGUCCAUGAGUCUGGGCUUCGAUCUUUAUGAGGACCCCAGCACAUCUACGACCGGAAUGUGGAAUGGAGAGAAUAUCUUUGACAAUGAAGUCAUGUUGUUGGGCAUUGACGAUAACUCCAAGCGCUCCGGUAUGGAUGCCAGUAAUGGCUCCGAUACAGUCACGCUGCUAAAGAUGAAUGUGGGUGGCAUGACUGUCGAUUUUGCGGCCAUGAUAGAAGAAGUCGUUGGUACUGCCACCAAAGAUGCUGAUGGGCAUGAAACCGAAAGCAAGUUCUUAGAAGACAGGGUUAAGUCUACUCAUAAAAGCCCCGAAGCGGAGAGUGAGGGCGCUGGUGGCACGCCCGAAGAGCCCACUUCUGUGUGA